CUCUCACACCUGUUGCUGACGACUGACUACGUCCUAACCUCUCAACCUUCAUUGUCACUAGAAAACAUCUGUACCUCUCGUCCCAAUUGUUCAUUCUUGCCUAAUUUUCUUCCGUUAUGGUCGUCUCAGCGGUCCAGCAGGCCUGGGAGGCCUGCGAUAAGACCGACACAGCCUUCAUCCUCGUCUGCAGUGUCUUCUGCUGGCCGAUCAUUCCUGCGGUCGGCCUCGCGUACUCUGGCUACUCGACGCGCAGAAGCGGGCUAGCAUCGUUCAUGCCAUCUUUGCUCGCGGUCGGGACGUGUUCCAUUCAGUGGUGGCUUAUCGGGUACUCACUGGCGUAUGGUGACGGCUCUGGGGUAAUUGGAGAUUUCAAAUACGCUUUCCAUCGUGGUGUCUUGUCUGAGCCUGUUGGGACGAUUCCCGCCAUACUGUUCUCCGAGUUUCAACUCAUUUUCUGUGCUACGGUCUGUGCAAUUGCGGUUGGUGGGAGCUGUGAGAGAGGAAGGCUUUUGCCAUUGAUACCGUUCAUCUUCCUCUGGGCAACCUUCAUAUACUGCCCCCUUGCCCACAUGGUCUGGUCCGACACCGGCUUCCUCGGCGCCAUGGGCGCCCUCGACUUCGCAGGCGGCACCCCUGUCCACAUCUGCAGCGGCGCCACCGCAACAGCCCUAAGCUUGUAUCUCUCCUACCCCCUCUUCCGCUCCAAGAAAUCGGAAAUCCGCACCCCGUCCCACCUAGCCCUGCACCGCCCCCACAACACCAUCUGCCAAGCUCUCGCCAUGAUCAUCAUCUGGGGCUCCUGGCUGGCCUUCGACGCCGGCACCACCCUCAGCCUCAACUUCAAGUCCGUGAUGGCGAUGUGCGUGACCAACCUCUGCGCAUCUGCGGGCGCGAUGACCUGGGCGUGUCUCACUUACUAUGAGACGGGGAAGUGGUCUCUGGAUUCGACUUUUAUGGGGGCUAUUUCAGGACUUGUGCUGAUCACGCCUUCUGCUGGCUUUAUCGAUCUUACGACGUCGUUUUUCUUUGGGGUCGGCGGUGCGCUCAUUUGUCGCCAGGCGCUCCGAUUCAAAUUCACUGAUUUUGCGCGACGGAUUAGGUGGGUCGACAAUGGGGAUACAUUUGCUACCCAUUGUGUUGGUGGGUUCGUGGGGACGAUUGCAACGGGCCUUUUUGCGCAGAAGGCAGUGGCGGCGUACGAUGGUGCAACGGAGAUUGAAGGGGGAGUGUUCUUCGAUGGGAAUGUCAAGCAGCUUGGGAUUCAGAUCUUGGAGGCGCUGAUCGGGUUCACCUGGUCGUUUGUUGGGUCGUAUAUCAUCAUUGCUCUGAUAGACUGCGUGCCAGGACUUGAGGUGUUGGCUCCAGACGAGGAUGUUGUUGCUGGCAUGGACGCUUCUCAGAUGGAUGAGAGUCUCUAUGAGGCUCAAUGGGCUGCGGACGUUGAUUACCAUCCCUUUGGCAAGGGGAACCUGCGUUUGGAUUAGCUAUAGGGGCUUUCCAUGGCUCCUUGUGUAGGAGUAGUUGUAGAUGGGGUACCCACUGGGUAAAAUCUCAUAGUCUUGGAAGAUAGAAAGCGACAGCUGCCCAACUAUAAUAUCUACGAUGACCU
Mytilinidion resinicola is the source of this 1609-nucleotide messenger RNA. RefSeq names its product putative ammonium transporter. Gene Ontology annotation, molecular function: ammonium channel activity. The record is from RefSeq and is a predicted model, not a curated record. Gene Ontology annotation, biological process: ammonium transmembrane transport. The coding region runs from base 117 to 1484 and encodes 455 amino acids. NCBI's taxonomy places the organism in Eukaryota, Fungi, Ascomycota, Dothideomycetes, Mytilinidiales, Mytilinidiaceae. Gene Ontology annotation, cellular component: plasma membrane. The transcript has 3 exons.